Messenger RNA from Amphiprion ocellaris (clown anemonefish), 13323 nucleotides. It is a transcript of the gene ggcta, whose product is annotated as gamma-glutamylcyclotransferase a. The coding region runs from base 128 to 652 and encodes 174 amino acids. The transcript is spliced from 4 exons. Gene Ontology annotation, molecular function: gamma-glutamylcyclotransferase activity. Lineage: Eukaryota; Metazoa; Chordata; Actinopteri; Pomacentridae. The record is from RefSeq and is a predicted model, not a curated record.
GUCACCCUCCUGACCGUUGGUGCUCCUACUAUUCGGUCCGUCUCUGCUCGGCGACGGGACGAAGUCAGCCUCCGUUCCCGGUAAAUAGCUAGUUCAGGUCGUGCCGGUAAUAAUACCAAGAGGAAAGAUGUCCGCUGCUGCUGCCACCGGUCGCUUCAUGUAUUUCGCAUUUGGAAGCAACUUGUUGAGGGAGCGACUGCAGCUGGCGAACCCCUCAGCGACUUUCUGCACCACGGGACGGCUGAAGGACUAUGUGCUGAACUUUGGCCUGUGGGAGAGACAUGUGGACAAUGCGUGGCACGGCGGAGUGGCCACCAUCGAGUUCUGUCCAGGCGCAGAAGUGUGGGGCGUGAUCUGGACACUGAGCAACGAAAACCUCACGAGCCUGGACAACCAGGAAGGAGUGAGUCAGGGAAAGUACUCUCCCCUGGAGGUCUUAGUGGAAACGAAUGAAGGACUGAUGCUCUGCAGGACGUAUCAGAUGAACAACUUCCACGCCUGUCCUCCCUCUCCUCAGUACAAACAGGUGGUGUGCCUGGGUGCAGAGCAGAAUGGCCUCCCAGACGAGUACCUGAAGAGGCUGGAGGCCAUUGAAACCAACACCUACAGCGGCCCCUCAAUCCUCGAUCAGAUCAAAUCAGUCAUGAAGUAGACGUUACAUUUUAAUUUCUGGGUCUUGAACUUGAAAUUGACGAAAACAUAUUAGUUGUUCUGAUAACAUGAAGAACAGGACAAAGUAGAGAAUCGCUAAUGAGCUGGACAUGUGGUGACAAAGAAGUUUGAUCAAAAAAAAAAAUCUCAACGUCCUCAGCUUAGUAGAAUUUAGGGCUUCAACUGCAUCUCUGCCUUCUCUAUUACCUUAAUCAUGCUACAGUGCCAUGCAGAUGUUUCUGUUACUGAGAAUAACUAAGCAUGUAAAAGAUGCCCUCAUUUCCAGAUGGCACAAACUUACAAAUGCCAUGUUUCUGAAAUAUUUUAAGGAGCUUUUAUUUACCCAUUUUAUAGUUUCAAAAUGAUAACAACGAAAAGGGCCCAAAGCACACAUUCAUCCUACAUGGUCAGUACUCAGCAGUAGCUCCGGUGGAAGUAUCGCAGCUUGUAUAAACUCUUUUUGUCUAGUCAUUUACAGCUUGUUUGGCAGAUUUAUUCUCAUUUCUCUUGCAAGAAUGAGCAAAAAUGCGCCAAACAAGCACUCCUCCUCCUGGUUCUGUGAGAUUCUGGGCUGUCUUGCGUGUUUUGAGUUAAAGCCACAGAUUUUUCAAGACAUUUGUGUUGAUUUCUGGGGACUGUGAAAACUAUUGCCAAGUCUUAAGGUGGUUAUUGCAGAUUCUGAGUUGUGUUUGGAUUAUUACCCUGAUCGCGUUGUUUGCUUCCAGAGUUUGCUGCUGUUUUAACUAAAUUCUUUAUCAACUCUACGAAGUCUUCGGAUACUUCACUCGUUUUUCUCCAUAUAAAGCUUUGCUCAUUGCAGCCAAAAGUUCUAUUUCAGCACCAGGACUUUUUACAAAAUACAUCAGGCUUCUUUAGAUGCUCAUUUGCAAAACAAGACAGGUUUUCCUUAGUGAAGCAGGUGUUGCUGCACAGCUGUCUGAUAAAUCUUCCUGUGUUUUGAUUUGCCUUUCUAGUAAUCAUACAAGCAAUUCUCUCUGAAAGUUUUCUUAGCCUCCUGACUUCAUCUGGACCUUCACUCAUCUGAUCAGCUGCCAUUUCUUGAUUACAUUAUGAACCGAGGAAGCAGCUACACGAAAAGCUUCUUCUUGUAGCGUUCUCCUGCUUUUUGGGCAUCAAUUAUUUUAAUUUUUAGAGUGCUCUUGGGAUACUGUUGCUUUGAAAUGCUGAUCGUGAACAAACCAGCUAAUUAGGGGUGACACCUUUGUAGAAGUUAUCCAAGAGCCUGAACCUCUUUGGAUGCAUUAAAAUGUGCGUGGUUCUUAUUUUUUUCCACUUUAGAAUUGUGCAAGAUAAAAUAUAGCACUAAACAUGUUUAAACUGUGCUUCCUAUUUGUGGCAGUUGGAGAUCAGUUCAAUUUUCUACUCACAUCGCUGUUCACAGAGACAUUUUGACUUUCACGUCGCUUUAUAUGUAAUUUCAAUGAUAGUUAAAUGAUGACAAUAUGUAAUAGUGAUGAUGAAGACAGUGAGGUGAGGUUAACAGAAAACCUAUUAAGUGGACUUUGUGGUGAGAUCUUUUGCAAACUAACUUUGUUCUUGUAGACCGACAGUCAGUUCUGAAGCAGAGCUGGCACCACUGUGUGGCCAGAACUUGAUAAUACAUGCAUUUAAUAAUGAGACGUUUGGCUGGGCCCAACACCUUGUCUUAAUUAUUACCAAGUAAUGAAACUCUGUUGACAAAUGUAUUUAAUUUACAGAUGUGCCAGGCAGAAAAAAUGUUUAGCUGCAGUAUUUCUCAGGGGAAUAUUAAACGCCGAUGACACACUCAAGAUUAUACACUUGCCAGCCUUUUAUUGCACAUAAUCCAUUGCCUUUAUUCAAUAUGUUCUGUUUGGCGGAUUGAGGAGAAGAGUGGAGAACGAGUUUCCAGUUGCAAAUGAAAGAAAAAUACCUUGGGAUGCUUAAACAUAGCUUAAUUGAAAAUGAAAUUUUUAUUAUAAAAUGAAAAUAAAAAUUAACCAUUUAUGUAAAAGGAUACCACUUUAUUUUAUACAACACAGUGGCCUUGGACAGAAUGAUAUUUAUUUGUGACCUCUCCCAACAUUUCUCAUACUCUAGGAAUUAUAGAAAAUACAAGUAUAGUACAAAAAACAGCUGUCAGGAGAACAGAAGCUAAGUGGGGAACACCCAGUAUCAUGUUUUAUGUUUUCGUUGAGUCUCUACGUAAAUUUCCACGUCUAUGCAAAUAUGUCGACUCCACAAUGGCACAAAUUAUAAUUUCAUCUGACAACGAAACAAAAGCUCAUGCAAGCAACGUGGUCAACAAGGAGUUCUUUAACUGUGGGAAUUUAUCGAUCGGACAACUCAAACAUUUUUACAUUCUUUAGGAUUUGGCUUGAAAACUGCACGAUGAACAUUCCUCUCAAUAUCUCAAAGGGCUGCGGGAGUUGGUGAAAGAGAAACAAAGACAAAAAAUAAUCUCCUUAAAAAUGUAAAAAUGUGGAGGGGAAAGUGGUGCGAAUGAUCCCAAAGGUGAAACAAAACAUGACAAAUUAAAGCAAGGAGCUGUUCAAAUCUGUGAAGGAAAGCUUUGACAUAAUAAAAUGAACUUAAUAACAUUGUUUUCACUACAAAAUAAAAUACAACUUUGUACAAACAGGCUUAAAUAAAGGGUGUAAAAAGCAGCUACUAGGGGCGCAUCAGUAUUAAAGUUGAAGUCUGUAGCCAUUGUUGGAUGAGAGACUGUAUAGAGCGAAAUACUUGCAUCAUACUAAUUCAGACAAUACAUCUGUGUAUUCAUCAUCAUGUUCCAAAGGAGCAUCAACAACAAGGCUUAGCAUUAAUGUGGAAAUUAGGAUGUAGACCACUGCAACCUACUGAAGUCAGAUGAAGCACUAAUAAUGAAGGCUACAUUAACAAACUGCCUCAGUUACAGGUGAACUUUAAGGAAAUACAUCAUUGUUUAAGAUGUGUCAUGAACUUCUCUAAUGUCUGUCAACAGAAAAGGCCAUCACUGUUUUUUUUAGUCUGUUUUUUAAUCAUACAUUUGUAUUAUUUGCUGUUUUCAGGUUCCAGUUUCACACAUUUUUUUAACUCACUCCAUCGGCUCCACCUGUUCCUCCUCUGCAGCUUUAUCAUUUCCACUUUCAUCCAUCGGCUCAGGUCCAUCCUCACUGUUUUCCAUCUGCUCCGUUUCAUCGUCGUCCGGCAGCUCGGCAGUAUCUGGGGGCUGCGGCUCAGGGAUGAUUAGGUUGUGCUUAACUUUGUUCAGUUCAGUCAUGUUGAAGCCGAGCAGAACUGCAGUCGUGUUCCUCUUGAGACUCCUCAUGCACUUGCUGCGCUUCUUGCUGAACAGCGCUGCCAGCUCUGCUUUGGUGAGCGACAGCCUCCUGCACAGCUCGUCGGUCUCGGCUUUGGUCGCGUAGGGAUUCACGUUGAAGUAUUUCGAUAUGAAGUCUCUGCGCUCUUCGCCGCAGCGCCGCUCCACCGCCGUCGGCUCCAGCAUCAGCUUCACCGAGGGGUCGCUCUGAAUCUCGGCCUCCGGUGGAGGCAGCAACUUUUCCUGCUCCCGCUUCCUGCGCAUGGCGGCCCUUUGUUCUCGCUCCCGUUUGUUGGCCUCCAUGACCUCCCUCCAUGCAGCCUCCAGCCUCUUCUUAGACUGCAUCUCUGCUUCUGUUUCUAGAGGCUGCGGAGGGCGUGCAGCAGAAAUCACACGAGCUGGAGUUAAAGUCUGUUUCAUAGUCAGCCCCUGUGGCACUUGCAGAAAAUAGAGUCCGGAUGCCUGACUGAGCUGCUGAGCUACUCGUGGUGGAUGUUGUGGUACAACUGUAGGUGGUUUGGGGGGCGGUGGUGGUUUCGGUGAACACCGGCAUCGCUGAAUGUGGAGCAUCACAGCCUGCUGGGUGACCUUUCCUGUGUAAACACCGUUGCAGUAUAUGCACUUGAAAGCCUCCGUCUUGAGGAUGGCAUGAAUGGUGGGUGCUACGUAGUGCUUCUGCUUCAGGUGCUGCAGGUGUUCAGAUUCGUGCUGAAACUUUUCGUCACAGAAGGGACAGUACGCACUGUUGAUCUUUACAGGAGCUGGACAGAUUUCUGGCUGGCUGCUGGGCUGCAACUUAAAGAAGAUCAGAUCGAGGGAAUUUGUGACCAAGGCGAGAUUGACCUCCGUGUCUCCUAGGACCUCUUUGGGUGCAGUGGUGUGGACAUCAAAGUAAGGGAACAGGAUCCCUCCAACACCUUUAGAAUAAACCCUGUAUUUCUGCCUCAGGAAAUCACAGUAGGCUUUGCUUGUGGGAUUGUGCUGCUUUACAUGCUCUGCAAGCUGUUUGAUUGAAAAGAACAAAGCUGAGCAGUAUAAGCAAUUCAGGCCGUGCAGCAGGUGUUGGAAGACGCUCUUUUCUGAGAGUAAAAUUUUGCAUGUUAAACAUUUGACAGUUUUGUCAGGCAUUUUCUUCAGGAAUGCUGCUCGUGCCGCCACACUUUCUGACUUUGAUGUAGCGGAUUUAGUCUGGUGUGCGACCUCUGUAUGCAUGUCAAAGACACUGGAAGGGAAAAGUUCAUUACAGAGGGGACAUGUAAUCCAUUUCUUAGUUUGUGGCAAGGUGUUGCUUUGUUGCUCAGCAGUCUUAUGAGGGGUACUUGUGCUCUGAGAACCAGGCAUCGCUACUUGCAGCGGAGCAAAAGUGUACGUGGGCAUGCCGUUCACUUUGUUGCCAGUCGGGAUCAGGUGACUCAGCAGAGACUGUGAAGUCAGCAUUGUACCUUGCAGGGCCGUUUGGUUUGUUGAUGCAUUUUUUGCAGCCACAGCAGGCUUAGGUACAGUCCCAGUUUGAGCUGCCACGUUGGCCUGCAGUCCUGAUGGAAGAAGGAUUUGCUGCGGUUUUGGAGUCAGUUGUGGUGGAGGAGCAGCAGGAGCUAAAGUCACUGGUGCCUGUUUCAGUGACACGUUGGACACUGUGGGAAGCUGGACCAUAGACGGCCCUUGGGGCAAAGCACUUCGGAGGGCUAUCGUGGCACCAGGCUGGAGCAAACCUUUAGCCUCAGCGCUAGCUAGCUGCACUAGCGCUGAUGCUUGAGGAGGCAGAAAAGCCUGGUUACUUCCAGGGGCACAGAUCAGAGUAGUACUGUUUGUAGUUCCUUGUAGCUGCUGUAACGUCAGUACAGUCCCAGCGGGUUGGCCGUUACUCGGUAAGACCAACGGCUUACUGUUGAACGUUUGAGGUUGCUGUGGUUUUGGAGCGAUACUUGGAAAUGUCACAAACAAGCCAUUCCCAUUAGGUGUCGGUUUAAUGGUGUAGUUCUUGUUCUCAUAAAUCAAACUCUGCACUUGUGUGCUGACCGAAUAGUGCGUCGGCUCAACCAGCAUGUGAUGCAACAUUUGGUCUAGGUUUCCAGUGUUCACCUUACACACCUUGCAGCAGUAGACCUUUACAGAUGAACUCCCCUGCAGGUGUAAUCUGUAACCGAUGUACUGCUCUGCCAAACUGUCCAGGUGCUUGAGGAUGAUGUGCUUCUUCAUUGUAAAGACAGAAGACGUCGGAAAUCCACAUCUUCGGCACUGAUACCUCUCGUUUCCACGGUGGGUCGUUAAAGACCCUUCCCUUGACAGCUGUAUGUGAGUGUUUGGCACGGGGAGUUUGGCGUGGAAGAACAGCAUGUGCUUCUUGACAACCUUUGGGUGGCCGAUGAAGAGGCACUGAGUGCAGGGCGCCAGCGCACAGAACGUCUGGACGUAAGCGUGGCAGCGAGACACAUGGCUCCGGAAGUUGUAGAUGUUUUGUGAAGAAUACUUGCACAGGUUACAGCACAGAGAUCGAGACCGAUAAGGCCACUGUGGAGAGAGACAAAAAUUAUUUUAGACAAACAAGCUAAAAUUAAAGUGUGCACAGAUUUGUAACUAACAGCAACAGAUGGUGACAUUUUUAAUUAUUUAACAAAAACACUAAUGUGUGUUAAUUCACCUUCUUAUGCAGUCUGCCAUUGUAUCCAUCUGUGAAGUCAACCCACUCAGUUUCCUGAAAGGCCUCUUCUUCUUCAGAGCUUUUCUCAGAGCUUUCAUUGAGAGUCUGCACAGUGAAGAAUACACAAACAAAUAUUUGUCAUAAGUAACAGCAAACACUUUCAUUCAAAGACCUACAUUCAAGGUGUUUUUUAAAGUAAAUAAGGAUUAGCAUAAUUGUGUUUGCAUUUGCCAGUUUGUUAGCUACAUCUAGCUAAUAUAAUACAGUCCUGCAAUACAUCCUUCCUCGAUGAAGGUUAUAAUGUUUCGUUUUUGUUUAAGCAGUAUGUAUGUUUAGGGAUUUUUUUGCAGUCUAAAUAAAACAAAUUAAGUUUGGUAGUAAAGCAUGUAAUUUGUCCAAACAAACUAAGCACUGCUGCUGUCAGUAGAGCAUCUGUUUACCACCUUGUUGCUCUGGGUAUGUGAUCUGGGUAAAAUACUCUGUUACAUGUUGUUAUAUUAUAUUAUCAAUAUGUCAUAUUGAUGGAAAAAUCCUGUAAUUCAACACGGCCAUAAAGCAGUCCUGAUCUGUAACAGUUAACAGGUGACGCUAUAGUGCCCAACCCUACCUGUUGCUAUAACAACCUCCCUCAAAAAAAAACAAACAAAAAAAAACCACAUAACCCAGAAGAGCUUUCUCUCAGUGUAACCAUCAUGAUAUCAAAUUCAAGCAUGUUUUUAAAACAAUCAGUUUUUCUUUUUAUUUCAAACAGUAAAAACUAAAUUCUCUUAUCAUUUAUUCAUUUAUACUCUGUGAGGCUGCCAUUCGAUCUGAUACGGUGUUGACUGAAUUUACUGUUUUAUUAAUAUGGUACAUGACUUUCUGAAACCUUUUUUGAAAUGAAAUUCAUUAGUUCAUUAACUCAGUUCUGUCUACUGUAAAAAUUGGCAAAGCACACAGAGAAAACACAGCAGUUGAGGUCAGAGGUUUCCGGGUCCAGAGCUGACUAUAAAAUAUGAUGGUCAAAAUGCUAGUAUACUAUCAUAGAAAAAAAUUAUUAGACCACCCUUGUUUUCUUCAAUUUCUUGCUCAAUUUAACGCCUAGUACAACUAAACGUACAUUUGGACAAACAAAUUGUGUUGUAUUUUCUGUCACAUGAUCCACACAGGAGUUAGUACUUGAUUGCAUAACCAUUGUUUCUGAUGACUGCAGCCAUGCGUCUCUUCAUGAUCUCCACCAGCUUCUGACAUUGUUCUGCUGUCACAGCAGCCCAUUCCUGUUGCACAAAUUCUAACUAAUUUACUUUGUUUUUGGGCUUGUGGUUUUCCAUUUUGCGUUUGGUGAUUUUCCACAGGUUUUCAAUUGGAUUUAGAUCUGGUGAUUGAGCAGCCAAGGCGUGGUUCCAAUGUUCUGGUUCUCCAUCCAGGCUUUAACUGACUUUGCCAUGUGCCAAGGGGCAUUGUUUUGUUGGAAAAUCCAGUCAUUGGAGGCAGGAGUUUUCCAGCUGAUGGAAGAAGACUGUUUUCAAGAGUAGCCCUGUGCAUGACCUGGUUCAUUGGCCCUGUUCCACCCAGACUGAAACUACCCCAGAUGGUCACUGAUCCACCCCCAUGUUUUACUGUAGGGGCAGACAGUCUGGUUUGUAGCUUCUCCAGGCUUCCUCCUAACCAGUACAUUGGCUGGAGUGGACAUCAACUGAAAACUGGAUUCAUCACUAAAGAGAACCUUAGCCCAAUCAUCAACAGUCCAAUCCUUGUGAUCCCUAGCAAAGAGUAACCAGGCUUUCCUCUGCCUUUCAUUGAUGAAGAGCUUCUUCCUGUUCUGUGUGACUUCAGACCAGCUUCAAGAAGUCAGUUUCCAACUGUCCUUGCCAAACAAGUCACAUUUCUCUACAGUGUUCACUCAUUUUUAAGGUCCCUGGAGGUCUGACGACAAUUCCUGACACAGGAACAGAUGAGUGACGGUCAUCUCAUAGGGUGGACAGACGCUUCCUGCCGCAACAGCUAGCCAUUUGGUAGUACCAUGUUGGGCUUGUUUUUUCUUGGUCUAAUGAACGGCUGUCUUGGAGAUCUUCAGUUUUUUCACUACCUGUCUCUCACUCAUGCUAAUUUCCAGCAGUGCUAAGAUGGCUGCCUUUGUGGCUUCACAUAAUUCUUUUGUUUUAGGCAUUAUGUGAGAGCAGACAACUUCUGAGUUGUGCUAAGGCUUGAAUGUCAGCAGGAAACCACUCUAGGCUUUUGCAUGUGCAGUGCUGCUUAUGACAUGAAAUAUCCUCUUAUACACCCUGAUAAUACAAUUAGGCUUAAUCAUGUCAAAUAGGACAUAAAGUAUUAUGCAUUUUUUGUCGUGUUCAUUGUAUUCUGCAGGUAAUAUACCUUUAGUGGAACCAGGCAUUAAAAUGAACAAGAAAUUGAAGAAAACAAGGGUGGUCUAAUAAUUUUUUCCAUGACUGUAGUUGACAUCAUGUCGGCCAUGUUUGAUGUUUGAAUUUUUAACUGCACUUACACUUGCUUGACACUCGGUGGUCUUUUUUAUAGUUCACUGAAGCAGCUGAUAUGCAGCAUCUCAGUCAAUGAAUGUAUGAAGCGUGGCUUGAAAAUAAUCACACUGAUGCUGUAAUUUAAUUUACUUAAAUGGUUGAAAGUUUUAGUGGUUGUAUACGCUUGUCCAUUAAUCAUUGUAUAUUGUUAUGGACUUGGAAAGCUCACAGCCUGACUCUCAGAUCAGGCUCAAUCCGCAGCACCUGUGAGAUGGAGCUCGGCUGUGUGCUGUUGCCAAUCAGCUGGAUGGGGAUAUAAGGAGGGAUCACCCAACUGCUCUGUUGGUUGUGGGUAGGUGAUCUGGAAGGUUUGACACCAUCAGUCGGCCUGCUUCUGGAAACCUAAGUGUCUUUGUGUUGUGUCAGUGUACAGAACCCAGCACUUCUUUGCUUUUGUUUUGGGGAAUGCUUUCCUUUUAAGGGGUCUUAGUUUUUGUUUGUUUUACCACCUUUGGUAGAUUUACUGGGGGAUAGUGGUAUUUAACCAUACACUAUCCUCUUUUAGACCACAGAACCCCGUUUUCCGUUUAUUGUUUGUGCAGUUUUUGUUAAUUUCCCCCGCAAACAACCUUGGUUCAUUUAGUUUGUCUGAGACAAGAGGGGGUGAAACGUAACAAUGUGAUGUGGUUUGCACAUGCAUGGUUCAACUUACAUAAGCCCAGUCGCAUUGUUUAGCAGCCACACCUCAUACAAGAAAGUAGCUUUGGAUUAGCUGACUUGCUUUGUGUUUAAGUGACAUAUGAAAACUAAAAUUAAUUCUCUGGUGUUAACAGAUUGGGUGACAGUAGGUCUGUGAAACCUUCUAAGGAACUUUCCAAUUACUGUGUAAGGUGUCAGAUUCUUCUCAUUAUCAUUGCAUCCUUAAGCAUAGAGCAGGAACUCUUAAACAGAAACACAAUUAACAUAAAUCACCAUGAACAGCAGAGUCCCAACUUGAGCUUUUUUGAAAAAUCCUAUCACACACAAAUAACAGAGAAAAUACCUAAUUCACACUGUAAGUCUAUCUGACCCUCAGACUGCACUCAAAUUUGGCACAAACCAGAUAUUUCUUUUGGCUUAUUUGUGCUAUAGAUCUGCAUUUGCCAUCACAGUGUGAACAGCCCAAAUCACAUGGACUCUUCUGACUUGUGCCACUUCCAUAUGCGCUCCUGUUUUUUGUUGCUGUUUUUUGCAAUGCAUCCUCAAUCUGAGCAGUCAUGUUGGAAUUCACAUAGCUUCUAUGUCACCCUUGAUCAACAUUCGUCAUAAUUCUGCACUAGAGGGAGUCACUCAGAGAACAUAAAAGUGAAAAAAGGCUGCGCAGACAGCAGCUGUCAAGCAUGCUAACCUUGAAGUCGCUGCCGAAUUGAUAUCAAUCAAGCUGAUGGCAGCUGACAACUAGCUGUGGCUUCAUCUGAUUGCCAAAGUGGGUGAAUGGACACAUUCAGGAUUCCACCUGAUUGGCCUAAUAUUCACUGAGCGUGCAUGCAUGUAACUAAGUUGUUUUUUCCUUGUUCAUUGCAUUUCAUUGCAGUCUUUUGCCAUGUGCUUAUUGUGCUUGACACUGGAAUCUGAUACUGGCUACAUUUAAAGAGUAAUGUGAACAGUCAAACAAAAGAUUACUUAAAUUCAAUUUAAAAAAUGGAUCUAAGCAAUUAAAAUCCGAAUUUAGCACCAAUCCUUGCAGUUAGACACAUGCACGAUCAUGCUACACGAUAACAUACCUUCAGCAGGUUCUGACAGUCUUCCAGGCCGAUCUCGCCUAGGAUGCUCUUCACCGCUUUCCGUGCCUUUCUGAUCUUCUCAAUAUUUAAAACUGGGGCUUGAUACAUGAUUCCUCACCAGCCUGAUGUAGGAAAACAAGUUUGGAUUUGUUAUGUAGCACAAAGUAUACAACUAUCUGUAGCCUACUUAUCUAGAUUACGUUAAAUUGUGCAUCAAUGUGGUGUCUAGGCCUAAAUAAUGCAUCGAUUGCAAAUCAAAUCAUUUUUAACAAUGCAAAUUGCAAAUGCUCCAAUUAAAGAAACAUUAUACAGCAAGUCCUCUGCAGGGUUGACACAGUUGGGUGAAUAAUUUAACAAAUUCCUGUCUGCCUCCUUGUUUGACAGUCAUGCUUUUGAUGGUGUCUCAUGUAGUAAAAUGCCAUCACAUUCUUUAAAUCCACUGCAUAGUGAAUACAUAAAAAAAUUAGGAAAAUAUAAUUGUAGUCUUUAAAAAGUAGAAAUUACACAUUUCCCCCUAAAUUGUAAGCCUUAAUUAUGUCACAACAUUUACUGUCAAAUUCUAGAGAGUAACCAUUAAUUAAUUUUUAAAAAAAUAUUAUUUUUAUUGAUUACAUACACUGGUGAAGCAAGCAUAAAAUAACACAGACAGAAUAACAAAGAUCAACACAAUCAAUAAAGUUAGAUCAGCGUCUCCGUCAACCAUGCAGCAGGAACAUCAACAUCACUUUAUAAUAUAAUGGUAGAAUGCAAAAAGCACAAAAAACGCACAUGAAAACUGCUUAAUGCAACUUGUUAUAACGAUGUAGAUAACUAUUCAGCUGCAGCAUAAACAUAUCAUGCACAUCAUCAUUAUGUAUUUACUAAUACCUCGCUAAAAAUGUCACAGGGUGAAAGUCUUGCAUGCAUGCUUGAACAUGGAUAUUAUGUGUGAACACGCGUUGUGCUAAAACAAAAACACAACAGCUACUGUGCAACAGCUGAUUUCACUGCAUAUAAAUACCAGCCAGUCACUGACGGGUAGCACGGUUAUUUUCAGUCAGAUAAAAGUGUGGGAUUUAGAUCACCUGCAAACUAAAAGCUGCUCCCUCAUACAACUGUCACCAUGCUAACAGCACAGUGUGCGUGUCUGCCUCAUUCUAGACGUUAAACCGCCUCUGGUAGCACGCUGACAGCAACAAGCCGGGUCACUGAGCCGGCGACCGCGCAUCUCCCUACUUGAGGAUGCCCACAGCCUCCUCGCACAUAUUUACCUCGUCCAAUUUUCAGCGUAGAUUAACGUUAGUCGUCGCUGUGCCUCCUCCGGCAGAGCUAACGUCUCCACUUCCACCGGCCCGCAACUGUGUGUGUCGGUGAGCUGCGUCUGCUGCCGGCGCGGCGCACACACUCACCCGAGCCGCAUCCUCCGUCCGCACACACCGGCGCACGAAGACCGUAGUCAGAUAUGAAAGGUGAUAUUUUGCGAACGCACCCCCGAGAUAAGUUAUUUUUGGUCCCGCUUUUGUCCCUUUCUUCCCCUAUUGAGGAAAAAAUGGCGCUCAAGUUCAGGAUCUGACGUAGCCGCCUGAUUUGCAUACAGCACAAACUGACCAAUGGGAGGCUUGUCAUCCUAAAAACUUAAUAACUUUUUAUUCGCUCAUUAAGACAACCAGCGUGGUUCCGGAGUGUCCAGGUGGUGCAGUUUGUGAUCCACUUUCUGAAUUUCAUGUAAUACCUGAGUUAUUAAGUGGAUUUUUUUCAUUCUGCAACAAAUAGCUAGGUAGGGGGCGUGGCUAGUAGGACCCCAACUGGCUGUCACGUGGUACAUGACUAAGCCUAACCAAUAGGCUGUCGAGAAAAUGAGCUAAAUGGGUGGUCCUUGAGCUGUGACGUCACAUCAUGCAACUUUUUUUAGCCAAUUAUAUUGAACCACCAUUUUUGUUAGCAGAAGAGGAGAAAUUGAUAGGUUGCAUGAGUUUUGGUUAGCAUAGCAUAAAAUAGUAGGAGAUUUUAAUAUACUUAGCAUUUCCAAAAAACCAAAAUGACUAGCUACCAUCGCAUAGCAUUCUAUACCGAUUGCGAAACUUUAUUUUAAAUUUUUAUGUGUAGUGACACCUACUUGUGAAAGUCGAUUACUUUUUUUUUUUUUUUUUUUUUUACAUUUUAAGUUUGGCCUUCCCAGCUAACAGUUUGCAAGCAUGUUAAUUAGCGCACAAGUUGAGCACAUGGCUAGCCACUUGUCUAAUUUGGGCCUACCAGUUAACCUUUACAAAGGUCAGGUUGUCUGCAGACAAAUCGACAAUUUACUCAAGUCCACAGCUCCUUCAUUGUGGACUUGUGACCUACAACUUCCUGUGUUAGCAGUCUAUGUUACCAUUUUUAAUGAAUGAAUCAUUUAAUUAGCUUAACACAGGACCACAAGCCAAAUGUCUGUAUAUUCCUUCAUCAAAAUCAAUUGUUGCUGUAAACAGUCAUGUCAAAUCUCAACUGGACCAUUGUGGCAAGAUGCGUGUUUGGAUGAUGUAACGACCUAAUUAAAAUUUUAACAAAUGA